GGGCGUUAAAUUUGGCGUCAGUGAUUGGUUCAAUUGCCCUGCGACAGUUUACGAGCCUAUAGCGGAUGAUGGAAAUAUGUUAUUUAAUUAAGGACGUGAUUUUAUGAAACGUUGUCACCGAAGAAUACAGAGCACAGACGGGUGUAUUUAUUGGCGACUGAAGCGUGUACGGAAACAAACACUCGCGUUCAUGAGUGCUGACGAAGAAAUUUAACUCAAUUCGUAACUUAACAUCGACGGAAAUCUUUUAGAAUAAUUUACAACGACUUAGGCACAUUUAAAGUAAUUAAUCAUGAACUACAUGUACCACGUGACCUGUGUGCAAAUUCUGUUCGUUUUGACAGCACACCUAACGGACGCUCGGGACCUUAGGGACUUACCGGAAGUGGCUCCUAACACAGGCGUGCUGCUUUCUGCGCUAUGCAUCGAGGACGGGAUCCUUCGACCAGAGUGUUUAGAAGAUGUAUCCACGCUUUCCAUCCGGAAAUUCCUGGACAAAGUACUCGAAGAAAUUCGCGACAAUCAAAGGUAUGGCGAUAUUCGUAGAGAACUUAACGUGAACAAGGAUGACGUCAUGCCAUCUGAUGAGGUCAUCGCGGAGAAGCGAUUUUAUUCCAAUUGGUGAUCAAACAACAACAACAAAUAUUUAAGAAUCUUAUUUGUGAUAACAUUGGUGCAAAACAUUAUGACAUAAAAUAAUGAGCCGUUCCGCAAAAAGUUGUAUAAGUGACGUAUGUGGUGACGUAAGAAAAUAUAUGUAAAAAUAUUUCAUGUUGUAGGCCCCAUAUUGCUGUCAUGGAAAAAAACGAGGCUUACAAUUAGAUAAUACCAUUUUAAUUUCAACGAAAUAUACUAAGUAUACAAUGUCAUCAAUUUGAACAUGAUUUUGGUCACUAUAUGGGUGUUGUUGCUGAAGGGCCAAUUUUUGUUUAAUAAAUAUAUUGGGCACAUAUAGUGCUAAAAAAGCUUGAUAAAAGUAACAUAUUUAUCUAUUAACGAAUGUAGUGGAAAUUUGUAAUUAACUUGUGUCGUGUGUUGUUAUUGUAAAAUUGAUUUGUCUAAAAAUAUAUUAAUUUUUAAAUCAAUAUAAACAAGCACGUAGAAAGUACAAAUA
This is a messenger RNA of Dreissena polymorpha, 1114 nucleotides long. RefSeq lists its product as uncharacterized. The coding region runs from base 293 to 625 and encodes 110 amino acids. The record is from RefSeq and is a predicted model, not a curated record. NCBI's taxonomy places the organism in Eukaryota, Metazoa, Mollusca, Bivalvia, Myida, Dreissenidae. The transcript has 5 exons.